AUGGUUAAGGUGGAAAUCAUCUCCAAGGAGUCCAUCAAACCUUCCUCUAAAAUGCCUGAUCGCCUCAGAACCUUUCGGCUCUCUUUGUUAGAUCAGUUCACUGCGCCUUUCCUCUAUUUCCCACUUCUUCUUUACUACUCGCAUGACAAAAGAACUAGCAACGUCAAGCAAGCUGAGAUUUCCCUUCUCUUGAAAAGAUCGCUUUCGGAUGCCUUGGCUCUCUACUACCCAUUUGCUGGAAGGACGAAAGGCGAAAGCUCAGUCGACUGCAAUGAUCAAGGCGUUGAUUGCCUAGAAGCUCGGGUUGACAUCCACUUGUCAGAAGUUAUCGAAUCACCAGAAGUUGAAGUAAUAAAUCAAUUUGUUCCGAGCACAAGUGAAGAGAGUGAUGGUGUGCUACUAGGCAUACAAUUGAACUUCUUCACCUGUGGGGAUGGAUAUAAAGUUUCCACAGUCAAGGCAUGGGCGGCCGCGGCUUGUGGCGACACCAAUUUGGUGGCCCCGAGUUUCGUCGCGUCUUCUCUCUUCCCGCCCAAAGAACAGUCCGGGCAAGAGAUGAUUCUUGGAACCGUGGAACACUGGGCCGACACUCGAAGGUUUUGCUUCAGCAGCUCAAAAAUAGCUGCUCUGAGGGCUGAAGUAGGAGCCAGCACCGCGUUUCAACCAACGCGGGUCGAGUUGGUAACGGCAGCGAUUUGGAAGUGGGCCAUGACUCGAGAAGGGCGUGAUCGAAGCCACUUGUCGGUGUCAUGCCAUGGAGUGAAUAUAAGGGGGAGGAUGGACCCGCCUUUAUCGGAAAGUACGGUUGGGAACGUGGUCAGGAGAUCACCGAACGCAUCGGGAAACGGUGAGAUGGGUUUGGGUGAGCUGGUGAGUAAGACGAGGGAAGCAAUUGGGAGAAUCGACAGUGAGUAUUUGAAAGAGUUGCAGGGGGAAAAUGGACAUGAUAUGGUUACUAGGGGUGCAAAGGAGGAAGUGGAGUUGGUCUUGGAUGAGGAAGUGGAUUACUUCAGAUUUACUAGUUGGUGUAGGUUUCCGUUUUCUGAGUCGGAUUUCGGUUGGGGUAAGCCUGUCUGGGCGAGUAGUGCAAGUUGGGCUGCUCCGAACACUAUUGUGUUGAUGGAUUCCAUGAGCGAUAUUGGCGGAAUAGAAGCAUGGUUCACAAUGGCUGAAGACGGUAGCUAUGAUGAAAUUUGAAGAGGCGGCCAAGCUCCUGUCCUGGGUUUUGUUACAAGUAACUAAAAUAUACGCUUUUCAAGUUGGGUUCCACUGAACUUUUAAAUUUUUUUAGAAGUUUUUUCCUUAUUCCAAAAAAAUUCACGUUUGUUAAUUAGUUUUUCAUCAAAUUUUUGUGAAUUAUUGAUUCGCCUCAACGAGAAUCAGAAAAGUUUUUUUUUAUACUUUUACUCAAAUACUUUUGAAAAUAUCCACUUUUAAGCCAAAAAAGGUGCAAAGUGUUUAAAAGUGGAUAUUUUCCCAAAAUUUUUGGGUAAGAGUAAAAUGUUUUGGAUUUUUCGAUUCCUCUCGUUGAGACGAAUCAAUAAUCUACAAAAGUUUAGCGCAAAACAAAAAAACGCGAUUUUUUUUUGAAUGAGGACAAAACUCACUUUUUGCUUAGUUGUUAUGCCUUUGUUAUGCAUUUAUGUUUCUCUUGCCCUUUUCAAUCUAAACAACUUCCAUUGCAAUUUCCAGUUUGAUGGUAACUUCUUCUUCUGUUGUUGCUUUCUGUGUUCUUUCUGCUUUUGCAGUGAAAUUUUUUAGAUGGUAAUCAAAACAUAAAAGAAAUGCUUCUUUUGGGGUAAUUUGAAUCAAUUUCGCGGAACGCAACUUUUAAUCGCGCGGGCGUACUACAAAUCGGAGCUUCCUUCCACAAUGAUUUUGCACAUAUUUUAACUUGUGAGGAGAGUGACCCAAAAUAAAUUUGGUACAUAGUGGAAAUCGAAGCACAAAUUUGUGCUUGUAAGACACCUAUCUCUGUCUUUCUUACCACUUGAGCUGACCCCUUGAGUUCGUAUUAGCAAUGUAAUAUUUCCAAUUCAAUUGCAACUAAUCUAUUGUAAUAACCAGAAUACAUUUCCAGAAUCAAGUCUGUGGCCAAGUUUUAUUGAAAACUAAAUAAGAAAAAGAUGUUUCCA
Molecule: messenger RNA, 2135 nt
Organism: Rhododendron vialii
Lineage: Eukaryota; Viridiplantae; Streptophyta; Magnoliopsida; Ericales; Ericaceae
Product: stemmadenine O-acetyltransferase-like
Exons: 3
Coding region: 1-1197 (398 amino acids)
Source: RefSeq, a predicted model, not a curated record